This is a messenger RNA of Dictyostelium discoideum AX4, 4314 nucleotides long. RefSeq lists its product as hypothetical. The record is from RefSeq and is a predicted model, not a curated record. Bases 1 to 4314 code for a protein of 1437 amino acids. The transcript has 3 exons. Gene Ontology annotation, cellular component: nucleus. NCBI's taxonomy places the organism in Eukaryota, Evosea, Eumycetozoa, Dictyosteliales, Dictyosteliaceae.
AUGGAAAUAAUUAAAAAACAAUUAUUUGAAUCAUUAACAAAAAGUAGUAGUAAUGGAUUUGAUAUAUCAUUUAUAGAAUUAACAACAAAACAAAAGUAUAGAAUUAUAAAGAAAGGAAAAGAAGAUGAAUUAGUCAAAUUUAGUUUUACAGAAUUUUUUCAAUGGUUACCAGUUAAAGAUUAUACUGAAUUAUUCAUUGGAUUAAAAGAUAAUAAAUUGGCACCAUUAAUAGAAGAUGAUUUAUUAACACCAUUCGAUCAAGCGACAAGUGGUGAUAUAAUUGAUGAAAGUGCAAUUAAAAAUCAUGAAAAAGUAAUUUUAAAUUCUUUAAAAACAUUUUCAGGUAUUUUGAAAAUAGUAAAUGAAUUUUUAUCAUCAAUUGAUAAACCUAUACAAUUAAAACAACCUCAACCUCAACAACCUCAACAACCUCAACAAUUACCAAUUGAAUUAUUUGAAAUUUUAAAAACAUUACAUGAAAUUAUAUUACAAUUUUUAAAUAUUAGUGAAAAAAUUGAACAAGAAAAGAUUUAUUCAAAAGAAUUAUCAAAGAAAUUAAGUGGUGUAUAUAGUGAUUUAUCAAAUGAGAUAUCACAAUGUUGUGAGAUAUGGAUUAGACAAAAGAGAAGUGAAUUUCAAGAAUUGGUACCACAAACACUUAGUUAUUUAUUGACGAGAUCAGCAAGUAGUGGUGUGAUAGCCGAUAUAAGUAGAUUGAAUAGGGUUAGACAUGGAUUGUUGACAUUGGAAUAUACAGACCCAAAUGCAAGAUCGUUUAUAGAUUUAUUAUUGAAUUGUUUUAUACAUCCACAAUUUAUAAAGACAGAAGAGGGUAAAAAGUUUUUAAUAUUUUUAUUCUCGAUUAGGUCAAUACUGAUUGAAGAGAUACAUCAAACUGUGAAAGGACAGUUAUUGCACGCCAACAAGACCACCCUGAAUUCAUAUGCAGAAAUAUAUUUCAAAGCGUGGAAGAUGGCUCAGGGUGCGUUCCUUGUGAAGAUUGAAUACUACUGCUUACAGAAUCUAAUGGAGGUGGCAAUUCAUUGCUCAAAUAUGAAACUUUCAAAGAAUUUAAAUGGGUUUUUACAUUACUUUCAUAACCAGAAACCAUAUAAAGAAGUGGACCCCAUGUUGUAUAGAUUGUAUGAACCUAUUUUAUUCAGAUCGUUAACGGUAUCACAUCCACAAGUUCGUACCAAUGCCGCUAGACUAUUCUAUGACUCAUUCCCAUUGAAGAAAUCAAAUGAUGAUACACAGGAGGAGAUUGACACUGAAUUGAAUAGACAGUUCAAAUUGUUAAAAGACCUAUUUGAAGAUCCUUCAAUUCAAGUUAGAGUGGUUGCCAUUGAGGGUACUUUUGAAGUACUCUCUAAAUUUUGGGAACUUAUACCAUUAUCAAAUUCUCGUGGUCUAUUAUCAAAGUUAAUCAAUGAGUUGGCAUUUGAUAAAUCAUCAAAUUCAGUUAGGGAACAGAUUUUCAUUGGUGUUAGAUUACUAUUAGACAAUUCUUUAUCUCAUUCAACAUUACGUGUUUUAUUACCAAAUUUAAGAAAUCUAAUUCAUGAUCAAUCUGAACGUGUUAGAGAAUCAUUUGCAGAUUUAUUAUUAUUCAUAAAAGGAAUUUCAACAAUUCGUUUCUUUGAUAUCGUACCAGUGGAUCAUCUUUUAGAGAGAAUGAUAUUAGAUUAUAAAAAUCAAAGAUUAUCAAAGAAAUUCACUCAAUUAAUAGUUGAACUUUAUUUUCCAUCCGAUGCAAAGAAAUGGGAUCUUGUAAAUAAUUGUAUUCAAUUCUUUAAAUCAAAAAAACAAGCUGCUUUCUCUUUUUAUUCAAAUUUGGUUAAUUUCGUACCAGUUUUAUCGGUUGCAAAAUUCGUUUGUACUUUAUUUAAUUAUUUAGUUAAAUUUAGUACUCAAAAUAUUGAAAUUAAUCAAUUACCAAUUUCAUUACAAAUAAAUAAAAAAGAAAAUAAUAAUGAAGAAAAAGAAAAAGAAAAAGAUGAAGAUGAAGAUGAUGAAGAAGAAGAUGUUGGUGUAUCAGUGGAAGAUUUUGAAUCAAUAUUAGAAAUUAUUUCAUUAAUUUUAAAUUCAUUAAAACCAUUAUUAUUUUCAAAGAAAGAAGAAUUUCAAAAAACUAAAUCAUCAAUGUUACAAGUUUUUAAUGAUGAUGAUAUUACGAGUAUUUAUGUUUGGUUAUUCUCUGCAAAUAUACCAAGAGUUGAAGGAAUGUGUAAAAUCAUUAAAAUUGCAUCACAAUUCUCUUUAGAGAAUUUCCCAACUUUAAAAGAAUUACUAUUACAAAAUUUUCAAGAAAUUGAUUCAACUACACCAGAUCUUUUAAAAGAAACACUUUUAUUAAGUUUAUUCUCUUGGGAAUUACCAAAACAAGUUUUAAAAAUUAUUUUAGAUUCAAUUAAAUUACCAUUUAAAAAAUUAUUUGAAUCAAAUGAACAACAACAUCAUAAAAAAGAAAAACAAUCAAAAAGAAAAAGAGAAUCAAAUAAAAAGAAAAAGAAAGGUAAUAAAAAACAAGACGAUGAUAAUGAUGAUGAUAAUGAAGAUAAUCAAAAUGAAGAAGAAGAAGAAGAAGAAAAAGAAAUGAGUUUUGAAAAAAUUUGUGAAAAAGCAACAAUUUCAAUGGUUUUUUUAGAUAUAUUGUUUAAAAAUGAUCAAUCUAGAGCUCAAGUUUUAAAUGAAGAUGAAAUUUUUGGUGAAAUGAUUUCAAGUUUUCAAUCAAUUUUACCAAUUAUUGCAAAAAGGUUAGAAAUUGAAUGUAAAAUAAAAAUAAAUGAAAAGGAGAAAGAAGAAGAAGAAGAAGAAAAUGAAAAUGAAAAUAAAAGUGAAGAAAAUAAAGAAAAUGAAAAAUCAGAGAAUCAAAUUAUAAAUAAAAAAAUACUUUUAAAGAUUAAUAGAAAUUUAUUGGUAACAAGUUUUACCAUUUAUACAAAAAUCUUGUUUCAUAGUGAAGGUUUAAAUGAAAACAUUAAUAAGGAUUCUGGUUAUUUUAGUGAUAUUUUUGAUUUUGGUAAAUUGUUAAUUCAAAUUUUACAAAAGUUUACAAAAAAACAAUUAAUUAAUAAUAAAAGAAAAAGAAAGAAUUUUGAAAAAGAAAAUGGUGAUCAAGAUGUAACUGAUGAUGAAAAUGAUAAUGAUAAUGAAAAUGAUAAUGAAAAUGAAAAUGAAAUACUUGAUCAAUUUAUUUUAAAAGAAAAUGAAAAAUUAUUUAUCACUGAAAUAUUACAAUGUUAUUUAUUGGUUUUAUCAGAGAGUAUUGCAUUUGGUUUAUUUUCAUCAGAUUCAUGUAACCAAUUUUAUUUAGAAUUUUCAAAGAUUUUAGAGAUUAUCAAAGGUUUUUCAUUAACUGGUUUCAAUGAAAUUAUACCAAUCGUUGCAAAAUUUUCAACUCAAUUAAUGAAUCAUUCUUUAAAUGGUGGUGGUGAUCCAAGAUUACAAGAAAUCUCUCAAAAUUUAUUAUUUAAAUUAUUUGAUAAUAUUAAUUAUUGUCCAAUUAUUAAAAAGAAUAUUGAUAAUAAUAAUAUUGAUAAUAAUAAUAAUAAUAAUAAUAGUAAUAAUAAUAACAAAUAUUUAUCAUUCUUUAAAUUAUCAGAAUAUUUAUUAUUAUUUAAUCAAAAAGGUUUAUUAAAUGUUAUAAUUAAAUCUUUAAUUGAACAACAAAUUUUUAAAGAAUUUUCAAAAUGUUUAAAUCUAGAACCAGAUUUCUCUGAACAAUUGGAUCUACUUGAAAAUUCAGGAUCUUUACCACCUUCUUGUCAAUUUAUCAUUCAAACUCUUUCAAAAUCUUCACCAUGUAUAAAUCAAAUUGGUCACUUUUUAACCUCUUAUGUAAAUACUCAAUCAAUGAAUCAAAAAUCAAUUUAUUAUUCUUUAAAUUUAAUUUCAAUUAUUAUUAAUUUAAAUUUAAAUUCAAAAUCAAUUGAUUUAUCACCAUUAACUACAAUUUUAAUCAAUUUUAUAUCACAAUUACCAAGUUUUGUUAGUUUGAAUGAAGAUGAUGAACAACAAAACAUUGAUAAUAGUGAUGAAGAGGAUGAACAAUUAAAACAAUUAAAACUAUCAACAACUUCUAAAAUUAAAUAUUCCUCACUCUUAUCAAUGUCAAACGAUUUAUUUGCUUUAUGUACAAAUGAUAGAGAUAAAGAAAAAGAAAAAGAAAGAGACAGAGAAAAAGCAAAAACAAAAAUAAAAGGAAAAGAACAAGUAACUAAAGGAAAAGAAAAAGAGAAAGAGAAAGAGAAAGAGAAACUUGUUGUUGCUGUUGAAAAUAAGACAAAGUCCAAAAAAUCAAAUAAAAAAUAA